GUACUCCGUAGGACGGUACCUAUUCUGCCUCUUCCCUAUUCCUUGCCUCAAUUGUUGGCUUGGACUAUCUGUCCUUCCGAUCCUCUUUCACUGAGUCCCUGACUUUGUCGCCUACUCUUCCCAUUGCUUUGCCUCGUUCCACUCGACCCGGUUCGCCCCUUCUGCCAUCCUCGGUCCCCGUCAUUGCCGUGUGCAUGGCAAUCGUCCUAUUUGGCCUGAUCUCACUGUACUGAAAGAGCCACUUCGCCUGGCUCGCUGCGCUGCGACCAUGCGUCUCCCCGGUGGUGUCGCAGUGGCCCUGAGCUUCUGCGCCGCGGCCUCCGCUUCGCUCCAUCCUGCUCGCUCCUACGAGACCCGUGAUUACUUCGCUCUUCACCUCGACGAGUCCGCCUCCCCGUCGGAUGUCGCUCAACGGCUGGGUGCCCGCCACGAAGGCCCCGUCGGACAGCUCCCCCAACACCACACCUUCUCCAUUCCGCGAGACAACGGCGAAGAUGUCGAUGCGCUUCUGGAUCAAUUACGCGACCGGCGGAGAUUACGGCGCCGCUCCGGAGAUCCCUCCGUUUCGCUUCCCUCGCUAGUCGGGAGGGAUGAGGGUCUGGACGGCAUCCUCUGGUCUCAGAAACUGGCCCCCCAGAGGAAGCUGCACAAGAGGAUCCCCCCGCCGUCCAAUCUGGCGAGAUCCCCCGCCGAUGCGAAGGAAGACUCCCAGGCGGUCCAGGCGCAGAAGCAGGUCGCUUUGGAACUGGCCAUCACAGACCCGAUCUUCAGUGGACAGUGGCAUCUGUACAACACCGUCCAGCUGGGCCACGACCUUAACGUGACCGGAAUCUGGCUGGAAGGGAUCACAGGGAAGGGUGUCACGACGGCCGUCGUCGAUGACGGAUUGGACAUGCACAGCAAUGAUCUCAAGCCCAACUAUUUCGCUGAGGGCUCCUGGGAUUAUAACGACCAGUCGCCGGAGCCCAGACCGCGCCUCAGCGACGACCGGCACGGUACCAGAUGCUCGGGUGAAAUCGCCGCGGCGAAGAACGACGUGUGCGGCGUGGGUGUUGCCUACGACAGUCGAAUCGCGGGAAUCCGGAUUCUCUCCGCCCCCAUUGAUGACACGGACGAGGCCGCCGCGAUUAACUAUGCAUACCAGCAGAACGAUAUCUACUCGUGCUCCUGGGGCCCCUACGAUGACGGCGCCACGAUGGAAGCACCCGGGACACUGAUCAAGAGGGCCAUCGUCAACGGCGUGCAGAACGGCCGGGGCGGAAGAGGCUCUAUCUUCGUGUUUGCGGCUGGAAACGGUGCCGGCCACGAUGACAACUGCAAUUUCGACGGCUACACGAAUAGCAUCUACAGUAUCACCGUGGGCGCGAUCGAUCGGGAGGGCAACCACCCUAGCUACUCCGAAUCCUGCUCGGCCCAGUUAGUGGUCGCCUACAGCAGCGGCUCGAACGAUGCCAUCCACACGACUGAUGUUGGCACGGACAAGUGCUCGUCGACCCAUGGCGGUACCUCGGCUGCGGGUCCGUUGGCCGCCGGUACCAUUGCCCUCGCUCUCAGUGUGCGGCCGGAGCUGACCUGGCGCGAUGCUCAAUACCUGAUGAUCGAGGCGGCGAUUCCGGUCCACGAAGACGAUGGAAGCUGGCAAGCCACCAAGAACGGAAGGAAAUUUAGCCAUGACUGGGGCUUCGGCAAGGUGGAUACCUACACUCUGGUGCAGAGGGCCAAGACCUGGGACCUGGUGAAGCCCCAAGCCUGGUUCAACUCCCCGUGGCUGCGGGUGCAUCAUGACAUUCCGCAGGGCGACCAAGGUCUUGCCAGCACGUACGAGGUGACUCAGGAUAUGAUGAAGGAGGCCAACCUCGAACGACUCGAGCAUGUGACGGUGACUAUGAACGUCAACCACACGCGCCGUGGUGACCUCAGUGUGGAACUGCGUAGCCCCGAAGGUCUCGUCAGUCAUCUGAGCACGGCUAGACGGCCGGAUAACGAAAAUGCCGGCUACGAGGAUUGGACCUUUAUGAGCGUUGCCCAUUGGGGCGAGUCUGGCGUCGGGAAAUGGACCGUGAUCGUCAAGGACACCAACGUCAACGAGCACAGCGGGCAGUUCGUGGAUUGGCGUCUCAACCUUUGGGGAGAGGCGCAGGACGGGUCCAUCCAGCCCCUUCACCCCAUGCCCACCGAACAUGACGAUGAUCACCCUUACGAGGAUGCGCCCGUGGCCACUACGAGCAUUAGCCCUCCUCCCCCAAAGACGGAGCCGCUCGCCACUCCCACUGAUGGUGUUGAUCGCCCGGUGAACGUCAAGCCCACGGCAUCUGCGCAGCCGACGGGCACGGUUGAUGCCCCCAUUGAUGACGAAAACAAGGAGAAUCCCGCUACCGAGACCAGCUCCACGGCGACGCCUUCCGCUACCGCCGCAUCGGGCAGUUUCUUGUCAUUCUUCCCAACCUUUGGUGCGUCGAAGCGCACGCAAGCCUGGAUCUAUGCCGCGAUCGGGUCUAUCAUCGUGUUCUGCAUCGGGCUCGGAGUCUACUUCCACGUCCAGCGGCGGAAGCGCAUUCGCGACGACAACCGCGAUGACUACGACUUCGAGAUGAUCGAGGAUGAUGAUGAGCUGCAGGCGAUGAACGGACGGUCGAAUCGCGGUCGCCGUCGGGGCGGCGAGCUUUAUAAUGCUUUUGCGGGCGAGAGCGACGAGGAGGAGCCUUUGUUCAGCGACGAUGACGAUGAGCCGUACCGGGAUCGUGGGAUAAGCACGGAACGUGAGCGGGACGGUCCGAAUGGCGAGCAGACCGGGAGGUGAAGGGGAAUAACUGGACUGAGAUAGAAUAUCCUUCCUUUUUUGCUUCUUGUUGCACGUCGGUUCGGAAUGGUGCUGCUUGCUUCAUAAUGUUAUUUGCCGAUUGGGUGGCCUGACCUGGCUUUGAAUUAUCAUGUGUUCAUGCAUGAGGAAAGCGUGUAUAUACGAGACAUUUGUGAGUGUAUCAGCGCAUAUGCAUU
This is a messenger RNA of Aspergillus heteromorphus CBS 117.55, 2997 nucleotides long. RefSeq names its product kexin kexB (gene kexB). The coding region runs from base 269 to 2800 and encodes 843 amino acids. Gene Ontology annotation, molecular function: serine-type endopeptidase activity. The transcript is spliced from 2 exons. The record is from RefSeq and is a predicted model, not a curated record. NCBI's taxonomy places the organism in Eukaryota, Fungi, Ascomycota, Eurotiomycetes, Eurotiales, Aspergillaceae. Gene Ontology annotation, biological process: protein processing. Gene Ontology annotation, cellular component: trans-Golgi network; Golgi membrane.